ACAGUGACCGUAUUUAUAUCAGUCCGGCUUCGCUGCGUCCAGAAAUGAAGGCUACUCGAAUAAAACAAUUUAGUGUUUGGUGGCAACUGGGAAAAAUCAACACUAAGGUCAAAAAACUCGUCUGUGCCUCCAUUUUUGAUGGAAACGUCGUGAAUUAACGUGUGAAUCCAAAUCUCCCAACUUCAACCGAAACCUCAAUUCUUUCGUUUAUCGCUCAAGAUGUAUUCGGGGACAAAACGAGAUUUUAGUGUCCUCUCGACAGAAGAUCACACGGAUCUUUUUGAAUGUGCUGCCGAUAGGAAAAAUGCACAUCCGCAGUCAUGUGUAGAGACGGGAGCUCAGAUUGGAAGAAAGGGCAGCGAAAUUUCAAGAAUGAAAGCUCUUGUGUCCUGAAGGCUUCAAAAUCCUGGGCCCAAAUCUUUGCUAUGCUAUUCAUAACGAAGAGAAAACCUUUACAGAAGCAGAGGAAACGUGCCGCAAUCAGUCAAGUCUCUUGGCGGAUUUAAAACAACUUAACAAAGGAAUUAAAUUCUUACAUUUCGACCCUUUCAAGUAUUGGCUGUCGAACAGAGGGAAUCAUACAAGAGAACAAUGGUCCGGAAACAACGGCACAAUAGAAAGAAGGAAUCGGACUCUCCUCUGCGCAUAUCGGGCGGAAUUCUUCUCUUGGUUCCUUCCGAGAAAAUGCAGUUCUGCUGAAAAUCAUCCCUUCGUUUGCAUUUAUCAACCAUUUUUGCUGUUGAAUACCUUUACUUUUUCAAAACCCUGGUACAAAUACUCUCACAAGCGUGCGAGUUAUUAUGUUGAACACUUUGAAAAAAAUUGGCACGAUGCCAAUAUAUCUUGCCAUUCUUUUCCUGUAAAAUCAACACUUGUGCAAGACAUCAGGAGUUUGGAAGGAUACUCUUUAUUCAAAGUUCUUCUUCGGCAAUUGGAUCAAGACUCAAAAGAAUUCUCUUGGUGGAUGAAUUUGUUCCAAGAUGGAGAUUCUUUGAAAUGGCUCACCUCACCAGGAGAAAGCCCCCCUUUCGUAGACUGGGAAAGGCACACAGAUUUCAGCAUGAAUCGAUCUGCCGGCGUUCUUGGCGUUGCUGAAAAGAGCUUUCGGUGGUCCCUGAGGGAUCUAUCUUCGAAACAAGGCUCUAUAUGUGAAAUGCAAGACCUCAAGGAAUCUCAUCGCACUGUUGUUUAUCUAGAAGACAGGACAAGUGCGCGUGGAAAGGAAUCCAAUGACGUUUAUGGAGUAGAUCUGCAAUGCAUACCGAGCGGUUGGUUUGUAUGGAGCAGUGUAUUUUGGUUUAAAGAUGGUACGAAUAUUUAUACAAAUACGUCUCAGAAACACUUACAUUUGACUCUGGAAGCCCCGAUUAGAAUGGCAGAAGUAUCCGAGUUUCAAGGUUAUUAUUAUUGUUCGGCUGACUCAGUUAAUCCUGCCGAGGAAAUUUAUUCUCCUAAAAUGCUGAUCAAAUUUCCAGGUGCGCACACAUUUGUUUUGCACAUGAAAUCAGAAAUAGCAGAGAACGGUACCUGUUCCGAUGUGAUCUCUCUGAAACUUCCUUUUAUUGAAGAACUUAAUAAAUAUUUGGAUGCACUUUAUAGCGAUGGAUCGGGGCUUUUUUUGAAGGAUGUCACCUGCAUUUACCCUGUAAUAAAUAUCUAUCAUCACGUCUAUAUCAUUAAAGAUAAAGGAACUGAGAAAGAACUACAGAAUUUCUUAGAACAUAGCGUCCAUUCCAGAAAUGUCACCUUAUUCGAAUCACCGAGGAAGCUCGACGUAUCUGUUAAGAGCACUGUUUCUUGCUCCAAAGAAACGUCGCAUUCUAAUGGACACGUCCUCACUUGGCCCGAGACUCCACUCGGACAGAGCACUUUUCCUGAGGAGAUGUGCGUUACAGCAGAAGACAAUGUUUUAGAACGAAAGUGCUUAGGAGAUUUCUACACCGGAGCGCAAUGGAGUCCAGUGGAAAAGAAUUGUACUGAUGUUCAAUCCAAACUUAUAAUGACUCUCCAUAAACUGUCUCAAGUGAAUAUCACUGAUGAUAAUAUUUUAAAAUCUACUCUGGAAAUGGAAAGGCUGGUGACCACUGAUGAAGACUUAAGUGCAGCGGAUGUGCAGUACGUGGCACAAAUUUUAAGAAAUGUGGCGAGCCUUCCUGCUGUUGAACCUGAAGUCCUGACUUCUGCAGUUCAUACCGUAGAUGAAAUAAUAGAUACUGUUUCUUCAGAGAGCAAAGGUAUCUCACCGAAAGUAUCCAGGAAAAUCACUCGUGCUGUGGAAGAUAUUGCACUGAAUGCACAAACUGAUGGCCAAGCUAUCAAAGUGGCCGGAAGAAACAUAGCCGUGUCUGUGCUGCCUUUAGCAUUCAUUCCUCGCGGAGUAGUUUUAGAGAACUGGGGCUCCAACGUGACAGUAUGGCUGAAUGACAGCAGCAAAGGUCCCGACGAGCGGCUAGGGCGGCUCAGAGACUACGAAGUUGCGGUUCUUUUACCCGAGAACGUGUUCGCAGAGAAGCGGAAUAAUGAUCGAACGGCCAUGGCGAUUGCCUUUCGCAAAAACUCAUUGUUCCUGAAGAAUAUAAAAGUUAUUAGUCCUGUGAUAGAUGUUUCCAUGGAAACCGAGACUGUGUAUGAUGUAGAUCCACCUCUUGAAAUGAUUUAUAAAGUUUCAGAGAUGCUACCACGGCCACGAAAAAGGAACUGGGGAUGCGUCUCUUGGGAUGAAGCAUUAGACAACAAUUUUGGUGGUUGGUCUUAUAAAGGCUGUUUCUCUGUCUUAAUCGAUCCCACGCAUGUGCGCUGCUACUGCAAUCACUUGACAAGUUUUGCUGUUAUUUGGGAAAUAAACCCAGAAUAUAAAAUGCCCAAAGCUCAUGCGGGGGUAUUGAGUGUUUUAACAUACAUCGGCUUUUCCUUAUCGAUGUUUGGACUCGGAAUAGUUAUUCUGACUUUCUCAAUUUUCAGGAAAUGGCGGGAAGAUGUGAGGCACCAAAUUCUGUUCCAUCUCUCUUUCUCCCUGAUGUCCUUCCUCCUCGUAUUUUCAAUUGGAAUCGAGAAGACAGACUGGGAGUACGGCUGCGAGGCGGUCGCUGUGCUCCUACACUUCUUCAUGCUGGCCACGUUUUUCUGGAUGCUCGUGGAAGCCUUCCUGCAGUACCUGUGCCUCGUAAAGGUCAUCGGGACGUACAUUCCCCACUUUCUGCGGAAAGCGAUGCUAUUUGCAUGGGGAACACCCGUUAUAAUCGUAGGAAUCGUCUUGGCUGUAGACCACAAAUUAUAUCACAACGGAACUCCAUUCUGCUGUGUGUCCGGAGACGUCUUCUACUACGCCGUAGCUUUUCCUGUUUCAGCUUCGCUGGCUUUUAAUUUCAUAAUGUUUGGACUCAUUUUUUGUUCCAUCACUUGUGUACGAUCAAAGCAGAGGCUGAGGAGCAACCAGGACGAAAAGAAACUUAUGGUGGCUCGUGCGAAGGCCAUGUUUUGUGUGACUUUCGUGGGUUUUUGGAUUUUUGGCAGCCAUGGAAGAAAUAAAAUUAUUGUGUCAGUAUUUAUUUGUUAUCACAACUACAUUACAGGGAUUCCUCUUCUUCGUCUUAUUUGUUCACCGCCAAAAGAAUACAAGGGACCUCUGGCAAAACUUGGUGAAAGCGUCUCCUAAAUCCAUCUCUACCGAAUCACUUAGGUUAAAGAAGUUUUGAAUUUUGUUUAAUGAGAUAUUUUCAUGACUUUUUACUUAAAAUAAAGGAUGGAACUUCA
This is a messenger RNA of Argiope bruennichi, 3753 nucleotides long. RefSeq names its product adhesion G-protein coupled receptor G4-like. Gene Ontology annotation, molecular function: G protein-coupled receptor activity. Gene Ontology annotation, biological process: cell surface receptor signaling pathway; G protein-coupled receptor signaling pathway. Gene Ontology annotation, cellular component: membrane. The coding region runs from base 965 to 3655 and encodes 896 amino acids. Lineage: Eukaryota; Metazoa; Arthropoda; Arachnida; Araneae; Araneidae. The record is from RefSeq and is a predicted model, not a curated record. The transcript has 21 exons.